AUGUCCUACACAGCAGCCUAUGCCUUUCACAGGCCACAUAAUAUCCCGAAUAGCCACACAGCAGUCUUCGACGAGGUCAUGGCAGUCUUGCCCAGUCUCACCGUCGCUCAUCUUCAGCUCGUCAUUCGAACGAUCAAUCGAGAUUUCAACUUUAUGAACUUGGCCGUCAGCGGGCGCAAGGCUGAGAUUGCAGCUCGAAUACGAGAACUGCUACAGAGCACUGUCGUCAACGAUUUGACGGUCUUCCAGCGCCUCAGGACGGUCGUGCUCGAUGUCUUUUACAACCGCAUCCCGACCAACUCUCCUGCAAGGCCGGGAAUCACCCAACCGCACCCACAGAAUGGCGCGACACGCAUCAUCCUUCCCCCCAGUCAGCCCAGCUUCACACCCAGUGCUCCCGUUCCGCAAGGACCGCGACCUGCGGUUCCUGCCCAGAUUGCCGCACGACCAGCAGCGGUCCUACCGGCUCCCAAUAUCGAAUUCAGAGCCAGUCCAUUUUACCGCAUAGAACGCCACUUGACUAGCCUGCACGGCUGUCCGCGCGCUGCGGUCCAAGAACGCAAGACGGUCACGAUGCCCUUCAACCUACAAGAGUCGCAUCGUCAGCUCAUCCUUGACGGCAGGGCCAACCCAGCGAACCCGCAAUAUCAAAUGCGACUAUUCGCCACAUCCGAGGAUUUCUACGCCGGCACUUCAUACCCUCACCCGUCCAGAGUGACCGAGCCAUGUCCCAUUGACUUCCCGACGACGUGCGAGAUAAAGAUGAACUCCUUCCUCUGCGAUGCAAAUACGCGCGGCCUAAAGAAGCGACCGGGCAGCGCGCCACCUGCUCAUCUCGGCUCUGUCAGAGGCCAAGCAAAUCCAGCAGUAACCUACGCCAAUCGCGUCGAAUUCAUCUACGUCAACACUGAGAAGAAAUACUGGGUCGUCGUAUGUCUGGUGCAAUACUACUCUGUACCCGUCGUUCUCGACAGGAUACGCAAGGGAAACCGCAGGACUGCGGCAAUGGUCGUGCAAGAAAUUUUAAAAGAUACGGAGGAGAACCCAGACGUGGUGAUGAAGUCGACACUGUCUAUGAAAGAUCCGUUGAGCUUCAUGCGGAUCAAGACGCCCUGUCGUGGUCGACGGUGUACUCACUUGCAAUGCUUUGACGCCGAGACUUUCUUGACAAUCAUGGAGCAAACGCCGACAUUUCAAUGCCCGGUCUGCAACAAAGUGACGGACGUGGAUGACAUGUUUGUCGACGAGUACUUUGACGAGGUGAUGCAUGCCGUACCGGAAAAGGUUGAAACUGUGGUGGUUUACCCUGACGCAAAGUGGGAGUCCGAGGAUCUCAAAUAUGGCACCACAGUCGAAGUGCUAGCGAAGCAAGCCGAACUGGCAGCAGCGGCAGCUCGUGCGCCCCUGAAAGCAGUCGCUGAAGUCAUCUCGCUCGAGGAUGACUCUGAUGACACCGAAUCGGUCUAUGACGCUGCGAGCUCGGGCCUCAACGGACACUCGCCAGCGAAACCUGCACCGACCAAGUUGGCGGCUGUCAUCGAUCUCACACUCAGCUCUGAUGAAGGCGAACCGUCCGAUCGAGAUGAAUAUCCGCUCGCCCAGAUGACGCGCAAAACAUCGUCCAGUGUGCCACAAUGGAUGCCAGAUGAAUACCGGUCAAACGGUCAGCAGCUCGGGCCCGAUCUCACAAGGAUGCGAUCUGCUUCCGGUGAUGAUGCCCAUGCACCCGUCCGUCCGUUGCGAGCAGACGACACGACGCUCUACACUCGGGCACCAUCUUAUCCCUCUGGCGCAACUUCGCGGAAGCGCAAUGCAAGCUACGACGAUGGCACGCCAGAGCCAGACCUGUACUAUCAGCCACCUCGUCAGCGUACGAGAACUUCGACAGCUCGACCGCGGCGAAAGCGCAAGAUGGCCACGCACGAGACCAAGUCGGGACUAGACAAGGCUGAUGCGCCGGCCAAGUCUGAUCUCAAGGCCAUUGUGAAAGCAGCAGACAUGUCAGAAGAGCUACAGCAGGACGCUGUAGAUGUGACAAAGGCCGCCUUCGAAAAGUUCAAUCUCGAAAAGGACAUUGCAGCCUUUGUCAAGCGAGAGUUCGACAAGAAGCACGGUUCUACAUGGCACGCCGUCGUCGGCAAGAACUUUGGCAGCUAUGUCACCCACGAGUCUGGCAAUUUCGUCUACUUCUAUCUUGGACAAGUUGCAGUCGUGAGCGCAUGA
Molecule: messenger RNA, 2223 nt
Organism: Mixia osmundae IAM 14324
Lineage: Eukaryota; Fungi; Basidiomycota; Mixiomycetes; Mixiales; Mixiaceae
Exons: 15
Coding region: 1-2223 (740 amino acids)
Biological process (GO): protein sumoylation; microtubule-based process
Cellular component (GO): dynein complex
Molecular function (GO): SUMO ligase activity; zinc ion binding
Source: RefSeq, a predicted model, not a curated record